AUGAAUCAAAAUCAUUCUUCUUCCUCUUCUUCUUCUAAUUUGACAACAACAACCCCAACAAAUAAUUCAACAUAUUAUUCAAAUAAUAAUUUGAAUUUUAAUAAUUUAAUUGAAGAAGAAAGAUUUUUAAAUUUCAAUAAUUCUUUAAAUAAUUACGAAUUUAAUAAUAAACAAAAAUUAUUUAUUAAAGACCACCAAAUUAAAAAUGAAGAAGAAUUAAAUAAUUUAUUAUUAGAACAACAACAACAAAAUAAUGAAUUUAAUCAAAAUUUAAUUGAUGUCAACAAUGCCUCAGCUUCUGUUGGAAAUGCUUCGUCAGGUGACUUCUUCUCUCCUCUCCACCAACUUUUAAUGCCUUCUUCCCACCAACAACAACAACAUUUACACCAUCCUGGGGAACCUUCAGGGUCUUCUUCAUAUUUUUGUUGUACUGAUACAACGGCUUCUUCAGCUCCAGCAGACCCUCGGCCCUCAGGUUCUAUUGCUGAACGUCGACAACAUUAUAAAGCGUUAAAAUUUUAUUUUAAAAAUAUUUUUUUAAUUUAA
This is a messenger RNA of Meloidogyne enterolobii, 546 nucleotides long. Lineage: Eukaryota; Metazoa; Nematoda; Chromadorea; Rhabditida; Meloidogynidae. The record is from the annotation of a GenBank genome assembly.